This is a messenger RNA of Parasteatoda tepidariorum (common house spider), 565 nucleotides long. Lineage: Eukaryota; Metazoa; Arthropoda; Arachnida; Araneae; Theridiidae. The record is from RefSeq and is a predicted model, not a curated record.
AUGACUUUUUCACUUAUUAUUUUGGAUUUUACAGGCUUGUCGUGGAAAUGAUUACGAUCCAGGAAUAAGCAUUUUCUACAACAUUUUGGCAUCGGAUUUGUUUCCUAGGGUAUGGGCGCAGCCACAGGGGAAUAGCUUGCAGCACAUGCGUGAAACAGUACAGUCUUUCAAAAUCCCAGUGAAAGCGGACUUUUUAAUUGCUUAUUCGACAUCACCAAAAUUCAUAGCUUGGAAACGAAAUGGAAAAGGAUCAUGGUUCAUCCAAUCCUUAUGUGAAGUAUUAGAAAAGAGAGCUGAUGAUUCGGAUUUACUUUCAAUGCUAACUGUAGUUUGUCGGAAAGUUGCUUACGAAUAUGAAAGUCUUGAUACAGGUAGUACAGAGACAGAUAACAAGAAACAAGUACCUUCCACGUAUUCAACUUUGACAAAAAUGGUGAAAUUUCCGCCAAAGAAAAAUUAGAUGAAAUGUGGCUGCAAUCUAUAUUUCAGCCAAAGAAAAAUUCAAUGAAAUGUGGCUACAAUCUAUUCAAUCUACAAUUUAUAUAGAAAUAAAUUACUUGCACUU